AUGGCCUUCAAGAGUCUUUUUGGGCGAUUUCUUGUAGCAAUGUUCUUUUUUAUGUCUGCAGCUAUGAAAUUCACCGAGCCAGCAUCUCAUGAAGCAAUGCUGCUGGGUAGCUACACGAGUCUAUAUAAAGAAUUUUUUGCACUUUCAGGUUUCAAUCUUCCAAUUUCUCCAGCUCUCCUUGGACUUCAAGUUCACGCUCUUAUUCAAUUAACAGCAGCGUUGAUGGUGCUAGGAGGAAUCCUCUUUGUUUCAAAUGUCAGAAUCGGAGCUUAUCUUUUGUCCCUGCUUUUAUUAUCAUUCAAUGUCGUCAUACAUAAUCCUUGGCUAUAUACAGGUGCAGAGAGAAAUAUUAAUAUUGUGCAAAAUCUGUUGAAUUUUGGGUGGAUAGCAGGAUUAUUAUUGAUAUGUGGAGAAAAGGAGGAAAAAGAGAAGAAAGAAUAA
Messenger RNA from Blepharisma stoltei, 441 nucleotides. Lineage: Eukaryota; Ciliophora; Heterotrichea; Heterotrichida; Blepharismidae. The record is from the annotation of a GenBank genome assembly.